This is a messenger RNA of Coffea eugenioides, 768 nucleotides long. RefSeq lists its product as uncharacterized. Gene Ontology annotation, cellular component: U4/U6 x U5 tri-snRNP complex. The coding region runs from base 87 to 455 and encodes 122 amino acids. The transcript has 2 exons. Lineage: Eukaryota; Viridiplantae; Streptophyta; Magnoliopsida; Gentianales; Rubiaceae. The record is from RefSeq and is a predicted model, not a curated record. Gene Ontology annotation, biological process: mRNA splicing, via spliceosome.
UCAAAAGGCUUCUUCGUGUACAAAUAAAUAGAGCAGAGAUCGAGAGAGAGAGCAAGAGCAAGAGCAAGAGCGGAAAGAAAAUAGCCAUGUCCAGCGUGAAGAGCCUGGAUAGAGCCUUUAAAGUCGAUCGAGCUAUUAAUAAUGCAUCCAAAAACUUCGUGAUCAUCAGAUUUGUAGAUCGAGGUUACUCGGAUUCCGGGAAGGUCACUGACUGGGUAGCAUAUUAUUCCAGGAUCCUAAGCUUUUUCUCAGACAUAUACGAGGUGGAAAAGAAAGAUGUACCUGAACAUGUAGCUCGCUAUAGCUUGUCCGAUCCAGACACGAUAUUAUUCUUCUACAAGGGAAGUGCAGUAUAUCGUCUCUCUACAUCCGAAAUUUUGACUACUAUGAACUCUAAGGAUUUCUUCGACACUACAUUUGAAAUCAUGAGUAAGGUGCUUCAGCCGAGGAGGUGAAGGGCCGAGGGUUUCAGAUAUGUGCCUUUAAUUUCCGGUCAGGAUCAUGCGCACCAGGUUGCCUGCUAUAACUAUUAGUGUGUUGUGGCACAACUCCAAUAGGAGUUUGUGUGUAAAACGCAAAUCUGUCUCUGUUUCUUGUCUUAGCCUUGCAGAUUAAAUAAACUGUCGGGAUUACCCUGCAAACAUAUGGAUUACGUUAUAAUAUAAGAUUAGUACUUGGUUUGAUUUGUUGUUUGGUAUGUACUUAGUGGCUUGUUGUUAAGGCCUGAUCUGAAGUGGUAGCAUAUGAAAAUGAAACGAUUUCACACAA